GUCCUGCAACUCAUUCCCAGCACCGCCCAAGAAGCAAACAAACUGCACUGUCCCUCAGGUCACGGUGCACAAGGAGGCAGCGAGAGCGGCGGGGGUCCAGAGUGAGAAGGGGGCAGCAGCGAGUGACGCACUGGCAGACAAGUAGUUACGAGAAACCAGAAUCAUGCCAGUGCCUCCUCCGCCACCUCCUGCACCAGGUAGGGCACCUGCAGCGCCUCCACCACCUGCAUUUUCCCAGGGCCGUUCAGCACCCCCAAAACUGAAGCAGGAGUCAGGAGGGAGAUCUGCAUUACUGUCAGACAUUCACAAAGGGGCACGUUUAAGAAAAGUAACUGAGAUCAAUGACCGGAGUGCUCCCAUUAUCGAGAAUGACAAGAAACAUGGUGGCACAGGAAAUGGUAGGAGUGCAGUGACUCCCCCUACUGGUGGUCUUUUUGCUGGAGGAUUCCCAGUGCUUAAACCUUCAGGUCAGAGAGAUGCAGCAGGAAACAAAAAUGCUCCACAACCUCCAGGGAUGAAAACAAGUUUUCCUAAACAACCAGAUGAAGCACCCAGUAAACCUGAUUUACCAAAGCCACCAAAUUCUUCUCCUACACCAACAAUGGCAUUUAGAGCUCCACCACCACGACCUACUGUCCUUGGCCAUUCUUCACUGGCACCCCCCCCAACUCCAUCACCCAGCAACAAACCUCAGCUUGUGAUGCCAACUUCCCCAUCUCCCACACCUUUCAAAGAAAAAGCCACAAAAACUAUAAUAGCUUCAAGUACUCCUCCACAACCGCCACCACCACCACCACCAAUAAAUUCUCAAGACAAGUCUUCAAGACACCAACGACCUCCAUCUCUUUGUUUCCCCCCUCCACCACCACUUCCUCUUCAUCCACCACCUCCACCACCAGUUGGUUAUGCAGGAAGGAGAAGUCCAUCCCCAACGCCCUCUAAUAUCAGAGAUUAUUCUGCACCUCCCCCACCUCCUCUGCCUCCUGCACAGGCUAGACUGCAAGAAGACUAUUACCCUCCACCACCUGAUAUCAGUGAGCUUCCUCCUCCUCCACCUCCUGCUCCAGUCUCAAUAUCAAUGUCUGCCAGGAGAAGAUUAUCUGAACCAAUGCCACCACCACCAGUCCUUACCACUGACAACAAUAAUCCUCCAGCUCGACCACAAAAGGGUCCUUCAGGGAAACCCAAUGUCCCUAUAUCUGGACAUGGAAGGCCUUACAAAACUGCAGGGAACAGUGGAGGACGGCUGGCUCCUCCUCCUCCACCUCCAAUGAGGUCACCAUCUACAGAACUAUCCAGCAGGCAACAGCCUAAUCUACACCCCCCAAGCAGGAAUUCUAGCCCUGGAAUUGGGCACUCCAUAGAUGACUUUGAAUCUAAAUUCACCUUUCAUUCAGUGGAGGACUUCCCACCGCCAGAACACUUUGAACCAUUUCAACGGAUUUACCCCAGCAAGUGCCCUACUGAACCGUCCGUGCCACCUCCUCAGAGACCUCAGAUAAGAUGAGACAGACCCCGCCAUGACAAGCAAAGCUCAGAGUGAAUGAGGCCUGUUUGGAUUGACUUCAGUUAUUUGGAUACAUAAAGUGUGUAUUGUGCCCAGUGUGUGAUUUUAUGGCUGCAUUUAUACAGCAGCAGCAAAUUAUAUAUACAGACGAUUUCUUGAAGGCAAAUGUAUAUUUAGUAUAAGUAAGAUAAUAGUAGAAAUGAACACAACAUUGUAAAUUAUUACCAAAGUACAUACUUUAUAAUGGCUAGGCAAACAUAUUUACCAGGAGGUUCGUUCCUGGAAUUGUAAAUGUUAUUCUUAUGUGACUUUGCAAUGCAAGGUGAUUGUAUCUAUUACAGAUCCUGCUGGAGGCUUGUACAGA
Pseudophryne corroboree (corroboree frog) is the source of this 1871-nucleotide messenger RNA. It is a transcript of the gene WIPF3, whose product is annotated as WAS/WASL interacting protein family member 3. The record is from RefSeq and is a predicted model, not a curated record. NCBI's taxonomy places the organism in Eukaryota, Metazoa, Chordata, Amphibia, Anura, Myobatrachidae. Gene Ontology annotation, molecular function: actin binding. Bases 164 to 1507 code for a protein of 447 amino acids. The transcript has 8 exons.